This is a messenger RNA of Tarenaya hassleriana, 806 nucleotides long. RefSeq names its product adenine phosphoribosyltransferase 2. Gene Ontology annotation, molecular function: adenine phosphoribosyltransferase activity. The transcript has 6 exons. NCBI's taxonomy places the organism in Eukaryota, Viridiplantae, Streptophyta, Magnoliopsida, Brassicales, Cleomaceae. Bases 161 to 721 code for a protein of 186 amino acids. Gene Ontology annotation, biological process: adenine salvage. The record is from RefSeq and is a predicted model, not a curated record. Gene Ontology annotation, cellular component: cytoplasm; cytosol.
GGUGGCUGAGGAGAAGGACCCUUAUUAUAUAUAUAUAUAUAUAUAAGAAGUCUUCUCCUCCCUGUUCUCUGUAAGAUAUAGAUUAUAGAGAAUCCAUUUGCACGUGAACCUCUAUACACAGAUUACAGGCUUAUAUACGUGCUGAGAGAGAGAGAGAGAGAUGUUUGCGGUAGAGAAUGGGUUGCAGGGAGAUCCAAGAUUGGAGGCCAUCUCCGACGCCAUUAGAGUCAUCCCUCACUUCCCCAAGACCGGAAUAAUGUUUCAGGACAUAACGACGUUGCUGCUUGAUCCGAAGGCCUUCAAGCAUGUCGUCGAUAUCUUUGUCGACCGUUACAGACACAUGAACAUCUCCGUCGUCGCAGGAGUGGAGGCGAGGGGAUUCAUAUUCGGGGCUCCCAUCGCAUUAGCCAUCGGUGCCAAGUUCCUUCCCCUCCGUAAACCCGGGAAAUUGCCUGGGCGAGUGAUAUGCGAAGAGUAUGAGCUGGAGUACGGAAGAGAUCGUCUAGAGAUGCAAAUGGACGCGGUUAAACGCGGAGAACGGUCCAUUGUUACGGAUGAUUUGGUCGCAACGGGUGGGACGCUCUCUGCCUCCAUCAAUCUUUUGGAGCGUGCGGGGGCUCAUGUCGUGGAGUGUGCCUGUGUUGUGGGCCUGCCUAAGUUCAAGGGACCGUGCAGGCUCAACGGAAAGCCCUUGUACGUAUUGGUGGAACCUAGGGACUGAAUAUUAUUGUUUAGUGUUAUUUCUCUCUGUAAUUACGUCCACUGUAAUAUCAUCUUUUUUUCUAUUUACUAUUGUCUUUCUUGAA